AUGUGGAGUGUCAAGGUUCUCAUACAGUUCAGGGUUCUGCUAGCGGUGCUGUUGCCAGUAGCAGCUUAUCAGUCCUCUGUUCCCACAGACUGUAGUGACAUCUACAGAGCAGGCUCAGGCCAGGACGGGGUGUACACCAUCUACCCAGCAGGUCCCACCUCUCCUGUGCAGGUUUACUGUGACAUGAGCAGAGAUGAUGUCGACAACACUGCAGAGAAGUGGACGGUAAUUCAGCGUAGACAAGAUGGCACAGUAAACUUCUACAGAAAGUGGGAGCACUACAAAAAUGGAUUUGGCAGUGCUGCUGGAGAGUACUGGCUGGGAUUGGAGACAAUGCACCUGCUGACCCAGGCCAAGACUUAUGAGCUGAGGGUAGACCUGGAGGACUUCGAGGGCCAGAGGGUCUAUGCGCAUUAUUCGUCUUUUGCUGUAGGAUCAGAGACCGAUGGAUACCAGCUAAACUUGGGAAAUUUUGUCAAAGGAGCAGCAGGAGACUCACUAAAAUUUCACGAUGGACAAAAAUUCACCACCAUUGACAGAGAUCAAGAUCAGCAUGACUCAAACUGUGCAAUGCUGUGCUAUGGGGGGUUCUGGUAUGCAGCAUGUUUAGAAGCUAAUCCCAAUGGUAUCUACACAUGGGGACCUUCAUCACGUGCAGCUGGUGCACAGUGGAACUCUUUCAAAGGCCUUGAAUACUCUUUAAAAACCAUUGUAAUGAAAAUCAGACCAGUAGCUUCCUAA
Sphaeramia orbicularis (orbiculate cardinalfish) is the source of this 741-nucleotide messenger RNA. Its product is annotated as microfibril-associated glycoprotein 4-like. The transcript has 5 exons. NCBI's taxonomy places the organism in Eukaryota, Metazoa, Chordata, Actinopteri, Kurtiformes, Apogonidae. Gene Ontology annotation, biological process: elastic fiber assembly. The record is from RefSeq and is a predicted model, not a curated record. Bases 1 to 741 code for a protein of 246 amino acids.